AUGUUCACUAUAAGGGAAGGCCGGAAAGAGGACUGUCGGCAAUUGGUGGACAUGUUUGCCGCGAUGGACGCACAUCUAAAGUCAACCGCCGAUCCCGACACCAAAUGGACGGACGAUCCGAACGUUUGUGUCCAACAGUUAGAAGAGGACGGCUUCUGUGUCGAAGAAUCGCAGCGACGGUUCCGCAUAUUUGUGGCCCAAUCGGUGGCCGAUCCGCAGACACUCGUCGGUUACGUAUUCUAUUUCCCGAAGUACUCGAGGAAAGGGAGGGGUGUGUGGAUGGAGAGCAUGUAUGUGAAGAGGGAGUGCAGGGGAACGGGUGCCGGAGUGGCACUCAUGGCCGCAGUGGCCAACAGAGCGCUGACCGACGGCUGUCAGCGCUUUGAGUGGAGCUGUCGUGAGUAUAAUCACGGAUCGAUGGCUUUCUACAAGAAGUUGGAACCGAUUGAUGUCACACAUGACGAUCAGGACAUUGUCUUUAGACUCAACGCACCUAAGAUGAGACAAUUGGCCGCCAGAGCGGACCUAUCAUAA
Messenger RNA from Medioppia subpectinata, 534 nucleotides. Lineage: Eukaryota; Metazoa; Arthropoda; Arachnida; Sarcoptiformes; Oppiidae. The record is from the annotation of a GenBank genome assembly.